UGUUCUUGCGAAGAAUCUCAAUACCAAUAUAGUACUUUGAUCGCAAUUUCAUCAGAUUUAUGGUUAAUUUUAUUGGCUCAAAAUCAUGUAAUUUGGAUUUACGUAGAAAAUACUUAUAAAUUUGGAUUUACAUGGGAAAUACCAAAAUAUUUGGAUUUACAUGG
This is a messenger RNA of Dentiscutata erythropus, 164 nucleotides long. The record is from the annotation of a GenBank genome assembly. Lineage: Eukaryota; Fungi; Glomeromycota; Glomeromycetes; Diversisporales; Gigasporaceae.